Messenger RNA from Entamoeba histolytica HM-1:IMSS, 828 nucleotides. RefSeq lists its product as uncharacterized. The transcript has a single exon. The record is from RefSeq and is a predicted model, not a curated record. Lineage: Eukaryota; Evosea; Mastigamoebida; Endamoebidae. The coding region runs from base 1 to 828 and encodes 275 amino acids.
AUGUAUUUAAAACAUUACAAAUCGCUUAAGUAUUUGAUUUCUUGUAAAGAAAUCGCUCCUACUACUAGCCAUGUCCAUAUUCAUAUAUAUGCUGUAUUUUCAUGUCCUGUAAAGCUUCAAGUAUCAAAACUUCAAGGUGCUCAUAUUGAAUUAUGUAAAGGCUCUAAUAAAGCUAAUAUUGAUUACAUUAAGAAGGAUGGAAACAUCCUCGAUGAAUUAGGAGAAGAGCCUCACCAAGGGCUACAUUCCACAGUUGCUGAAUUAAUAGAAGUUAAAGACCCGGCCGAUUUAAAUCCAAUUGAAUUGAAUAGGUGGAUACAAGCUAAAAAUCUAAACCAACGAAUAGAUCUUAAUACUUAUUAUAAGCCUGCUGUGAAAGUCUUUUACGUUUGGGGUCUUUCCGGUAUAGGAAAGACUAAAUGGGUAUUUGAUAAAAUCAACGAAUUAAACUUACAAAAUUGUACUGAUCGUGUUUCUUUCAUCAAUAACUUCUGGCAUGGAGUAUCAUCAGAUGGUCAAAGUACUUGUGCUUGGUAUGAUGACUUUAGAAGUACGGAUAUGAAACCAAAUGAAUUCAUCAGAUUUAUUGACUAUUAUAAGAAUAAUCUUAAUGUUAAGAAUGGCAAUGUAGUGAAUAAUUAUUUAUUCAUCUUUAUUACUUCUGUUGAAAAUCCAGAAGAGUUGUACAAGAAUAUGCAACUUGAAGAGCCAAGAAGACAAUGGCUUAGAAGGAUGGAAAUAAUCCAUCUUGAAGAUGAACCAGCUAAUUCAGCUACCGAGUCAAUAACUGAGUUGGCUUCUACGUGGCCAAGUGUCACUUUAGAAUAG